This is a messenger RNA of Colletotrichum destructivum, 1461 nucleotides long. Its product is annotated as Putative pectate lyase, pectin lyase/virulence factor. NCBI's taxonomy places the organism in Eukaryota, Fungi, Ascomycota, Sordariomycetes, Glomerellales, Glomerellaceae. The transcript is spliced from 3 exons. The record is from RefSeq and is a predicted model, not a curated record. Bases 252 to 1229 code for a protein of 325 amino acids. Gene Ontology annotation, molecular function: pectate lyase activity.
GUGGGGUUGAAUUUGAACAAAAUCUGCCAAACAUAAACAACGUACCCCUUGAACAGAUGUCCAAGGAGAUUGCCUACUUAACCUUCCGUGAUCGUUGAAUUAUCUACUCAGGGCUAUUCCAAACCUGUCAUGCCAUUCCACCUUAUACACCGGCAGUUCCACUCAUUCACUUCCUUCUCUUGCAUCCUCUUCCAACGCAGCCACCCUAGCCGACAAGCGUGUUCCAUCGACAACCUCUGUAUAACUGCAAGAUGAGGUUCCCGGUGGUUGCGUUCCUAGUUACCCUCACGGUGGCGGCACCCGUCAAUAUCAUCGGUGCUCGUAACCAGCUUGCUCUCCGGCAAGCCUCCGAGCACUGUACUAUCGGCUACUGUACUCAGAACGGUGGCACCACCGGAGGUGCUGGCGGCGCAAGUGUCACCGUCAGUACUGUCGACCAACUUGUUGCUGCCGCUCAGAAAGAGGGCCCUCUUACCAUUGUCGUAUCUGGCGCCCUCUCUGGAAACGUCAAGGUCCGCGUUUCUUCCCAUAAGACGAUCAUUGGGGAGAAGGGUAGCUCUCUCACCAACAUUGGCCUCUUUGUGCGCGAGGCUAAGAAUGUUAUCCUGCGCAACCUGAAAAUCAGCGGCGUCAAGGCUGCCAACGGGGACGCAAUCGGUAUAGACCGAUCUACCAACGUCUGGGUCGAUCACUGUGAUCUUUCGGGCGACCUGAGCGGAGGCAAGGAUGACCUUGACGGUCUCCUCGACUUCUCGCACGCUUCGGACUGGGUGACGGUUUCCAACGUUUACCUGCAUGACCACUGGAAAGGAUCUCUUGCCGGCUCAGCCGACACCAACACCGAGGACAAGGGCAAGCUACACAUCACCUACGCCAACAACUACUGGUACAACAUCAACUCCCGUACCCCGUUUGUCCGCUUUGGCACCGUCCAUAUCAUCAACUCGUACUACUACAAGCUUCUUUUAAGCGGCGUGAACCCCCGAAUGGGUGCCCAGGCUCUCGUACAGAGUACUGCCUUCGCCAACAGCCCUGCCCGGGCCAUCUUUUCCGAAGGAUCGACGGAGCCAGGCUUUGCCGUGGUAGAGGAUGUUGAUCUCGGCGGCUCGCAGAACACUGCUCUGAAGGGAAACCUCACGUCUGACUCCCUACCUUACAAGAUCGCUCCCAUCGGCUCCAGCAAGGUCGCCAGCACAAUUCCUUUUACUGCUGGUCAAAAGUUGUUCUAAUAGCAGCUCAUCAGGUGGUUUUAGGGAUUAUGUUAUUCUGGCAGGUAUAUGCCUAGGCAAGAAAGUCAGGCUAUUCCACCAUAAAAAGACAAGGCAUACAACCUGUCGUAAGCGCCGUUGCCUGCCCUUGAUAGUAUCAUAGAUAAUCAACGUAUUUUAAUGCCUUUGAGCAGGAUAAAAUAGCACGUUGAUAUGUUACUGAUAGUAUGUAACAAAAUAGAUUUAACAAACG